GCCUCGCGACGUACGUUCCGCUUCCGCGACAUCGCCAACUUUCCUCGAUCGUGUGUCGUGUUUGUGAGUGUUACCCAUCCAGUGACCACGUGCCGCGCAGUGCGCAUCAAAGCGAUUAUUUUAUUGGACAAAAUUCCUAGUUCACGGUCGUUUACAAUAAGGCAAAACGGCUGACCUGUCAAAAAUUGUAAACACAACACACGUGCCGGCUCGCAAUAAGCGAGAGGGCAAAAUGUCUACAAAGGGCAAGCGACCAAUGCGUGCCCUAACGCCAGGGGAUAAAAUAGAAGCCAUCCAACGUGUCAACGACGGCGAGUCGAAGGCUUCUGUCGCACGAGACAUAGGUGUGCCUGAGUCGACAUUACGGGGAUGGUGCAAGAACGAAGACAAGCUGCGUUAUAUGACUUCGCGACUGUCUUCACCAGACACUGAUAAGAGCAACGAUGGCGAGCCACCGGACAAGCGUGCGCGUACCGAGUCGCCAGCUGCACCCGCAUCACCAGCAACCGCCGGCCUCGACCUCUCCUCUUCGGUCAACGUGUCCCACAGCGUCCCCCUCCCCACCCCGCCCGCUGACGGUCCUGUCGAGCUGACGACUAAACGCGCCGAACCCUCUCCCCCACCGCACGCUCCCAGAGAACGCCGACCCGACCCUGGGGCUAGCGUAUCCAUGAGUGCCAUCAGCCCCUUAUCUGGACUUGGACAUUUGCCAGGCCUGACCCACUCACAUUUAGGUCUGAGCUUUAAUGAAAUCGCUACAAAUUUAACUCUAUUGGCACAACUCAAUCCUGGCCUCUCGGCUUUAUCUGCUCAACCGGCUAGCCGCGCCCUACGCUCUGUGCGCUCACCGAAACCAGCUCACAAUGGAGCAUUAAAUCUUAACGACACUAAACAUCGCAGCAAGUCCAGUCAUUCUUCGGACCACUAUAGGCAUAGCUCAAAAUCGAAUCAUCAUCAUACGUCACAAACCUCAGCUAGUCAACCCGUUGAUGACACACUUUGGUACUGGUUAAAAACACAACAAGCUAUGCUCGACUUAACUGCGCAGACGACGGCUGCUCAUCCACUACAACUAGGGAAACCGAGCGAACCCACGCUACCACCAAAACCGGUAGCACCAGCGCCUCCUAUCGGAUCUCAUCUGGAUUAUAACAGGAACUCGUGGUUGUGGCAGUAUUACAAACAGUUCGGGGGUGCGAUGCCUUUACCCGAAGAUAAACUCAAAUCUGCAUCACAGGUGCCAAAAGAUAAAACUGCAGAGAAUAUUCUCUAUUCGCAGCUAACAAAAGGUAAAUUAGAAGAGGAACACGCCGUUACCACGCCCGCUGUUAACCCACCUUCACCACAAAGACACCAUGAGAUUCGAGAGCCAGUCAACGAGGAGCCUCGCUUAGCUGAAACCGAAACCGCGACAAGCCCGGAAGCCGGCACGGAGAAUAAAGAACCAGCUACUGAAAAGAAUCAAGAUUCCGGUAGAAAUCAGACAAAAGCUCGAACUGUUCUAGAUAAUCUUUUGUUUAAUAACACAAAUCAAGCGACAAACGAAGACAAUAAAGUGAACGGCUCUAUGAACGGAGGAUGGGAAUCGGGCACCGUAGAGGCGCUCGAACACGGCGAAAAGUUUCUAGCGUGGCUGGAAGCCAGCGGCGACCCGAGCGUGACGCGCAUGCACGUGCACCAGCUGCGGGCGCUGCUGCACAACCUGCGCACGCGGCGCGCCGCCGCCGUGCCGGCCGUGCCGUCGGCCGUCGCGGAGGGAGCGCGUCGCAAAUAAAAGCCCGGUCGGGACCGCACGCUGCGCUCGCUACAGGGAAUAUUUCAAUUAUUACUUGUAUAUAGUCGUACAUAGUUACUUCGUCGCCAGUAAGCGUUCACUUGUGAUAUGUGUAGCCAAAUUUGCGUACCUUUUUUCUUUGUUCUAAAAGAAAAGCUAUGCAUUAUAUUUCUUUAUUUUAAGACUAAAGUAUAGAUAAGUUAAUAUUCCGGCGCUAUUCUCUUAUAAACGCUUCGUGGACUAUUAUGAAUUAUGAUAGUUAAUCUAUUUCCGAGUUUAUAUCUAUUAAAUUAUAGUGGACAGUAAAUAAACAUUGAUGUUACAUAAAUAUAGACACAUUACUUUUCGACGCACACAAUCUGUUACGCGAUUAGAUUAGGUAGUUCUGGUGUAUGUUGCCAUUUGACGAUUACAUUCCUAGGUAAACCCUACCGUUGUAGUUAAAUCCCUGUGUUCUACCUCAAGUCGAAACUAAGUAUACUCAGUCACGGCGUCCUUGGAGCGUUGGUAUGUCGUGUGGGUAACCGAUGGUCGGCUGGCUGGGUGAAAAUACCAAAUAUUGAAUGGAUAUGAGAGUACUCGAUGUGCCAAUCGUGCGAGCAACAUGUUGUUAUGAUUUGAAUGAUUAUUAUUGCGUUGAAGCUGCGCGUGUAAUUGUUUUGUAUUGCUCAGUAUUUAAUAUUGUAGACAUUAACGUGUCUCGACUCGGAAUUGUAUUAUAUGUUAACGUUAACAGUUAAGGACACUGUGAUCAAAAUUAUAAAUUAUUGAGAGAUUAUUAAUAUUAUAAGAACAUUCCUAUGAAUAGAGUGUAUUAUCUUAAUGUUAAAGAAAUGUCCAAGGUUUAAACGUGGAUCGGUACAUAGCGUACCUUAUAGAAAAGUUAAAUCUCUAUUUCUUUUCUCUAAUGUUAGAAUAGUUGAUUUGCAUUUCGUGUUGACGAUAUUAGCUCACUGAAAAUUUUUCGAGAGAUGAUAUUUUGUACAAAAUUAAGAAAUUUGAUUAUUAAUGCUCCUAUGCAGAGUUUGUGAUCUUGAAAAUGUUGAAGAAAUAAAUUAAUUGAACCUUA
Molecule: messenger RNA, 2843 nt
Organism: Colias croceus (clouded yellow)
Lineage: Eukaryota; Metazoa; Arthropoda; Insecta; Lepidoptera; Pieridae
Gene: dan
Product: protein distal antenna
Exons: 2
Coding region: 233-1774 (513 amino acids)
Molecular function (GO): DNA binding
Source: RefSeq, a predicted model, not a curated record